Helobdella robusta is the source of this 360-nucleotide messenger RNA. RefSeq lists its product as hypothetical. The record is from RefSeq and is a predicted model, not a curated record. Lineage: Eukaryota; Metazoa; Annelida; Clitellata; Rhynchobdellida; Glossiphoniidae. The transcript has 3 exons. Bases 1 to 360 code for a protein of 119 amino acids.
AUGGAGAAGUUAUAUGAAGUUAAUAAUAACGUGCAGAACAAUGUGGAGUUUGCUAAUUUGGUGGAUCAUUUAUGCACACUUGGUGGACAGAAUGUAAAAGAUUGUGUGCAUCAAAUGAUGAAAGCAUUGAUGAUGCACCAAGUCAGCCUCAACAUUACAUGGAUGGGCCAGAAAAAAGAAAAGGAGGGCUGGUCAAGACUUCUACUUCAAGAUGCCCUGAUUAAUGCCAUACAAAAAAAUCCAAGGACUGGGCAUGCCACAGAGGCAGAUUGUGAUGUUGAGGCGAAAAAAUGGCUUCAGAAUGCACCGGACAGGUAUGGUGGAAGAGCCAAAAGGGAACAAGCCAAAAGCAGCACAUAG